Molecule: messenger RNA, 1328 nt
Organism: Fusarium verticillioides 7600
Lineage: Eukaryota; Fungi; Ascomycota; Sordariomycetes; Hypocreales; Nectriaceae
Exons: 1
Coding region: 439-1161 (240 amino acids)
Source: RefSeq, a predicted model, not a curated record
CAGGAGAGUCAUUGUAUAAUGAAGUUCUGGAGUGUGUUUCAAGCAAUCAUUACAGUUAAAGACUACCCGAUUGAACAGAUGGACGUGCACAAGGAUCUGCUGAAAGCCUCGCGGCUUCUAGGGUCAAUCUGCCGCCGGUGAGAUUGGCGUGCCUACCUUGCUCGAUAGCGCUGUAUCACUCAUUAGCCUGGCCGAUGGGUCAUGUCAUGGAUAUGAUGACAAGGGAACCAAACACUGUCAUCAGCCAGCCGCCAUUCUGCUGUUCUUCGAAAGGCCAAGCGAUAAUAGCCAUUCUUUUCUUUUCUUUUCUUUUUUAGAAAAAGAAAAGCGGAGGUAAUUAGAUUAGUUAUAAAUACAAGAGAGACCUUGACCAAAGCAGCUUGUGCGAAUCGCUGAGUUAGGUCAACAUCAGUUAUACUCCUUCAAUUCCGGCUUUAUAUGAUCAUUUUCCCUGUAGCCUUAAGCGCUUGGCUUCAGGAAAUCUCGCUUUUGAACCCAACCGUCCUGAAUCCCAGCUGCAAGCUCAUCACCAUGGACUCUUGCCAUAUAAUGUGCCAGUGCCCGAACUGUCAUGUCGAGGCUAACCACUGGGUACCUUGCACAUGCCCUUACCCGUCGCCCCCUGAUGAAUCUUCUUCAACACAUGCGUCCCCUAACUCUGUAUCUUACCAUGAUGAGGAGCCUACAACAUCCUCUCCUGCCGCAUUCGAACCCAAUCAAAGUACCAGUGGUCCCGACGAGGCAGUCAACUUCUGUUACGGGGAAUGGUCAAAACACUAUCACGGCUCCCAUACACCAAUGGAUUAUGUAUCACUCAACGUGCUGAUCGACUCCGAACCUCGGGAUACUCAGACAGGAGAUCAUAUCCCCCAUCCGACAUCGGGCACAUCUUCGAAGUCCGCAUCCCCCUCGCGAACUGAAGACAAUCUUUUGACCAAAGAGGCUAAGGGAAUGAGAAGCGCAGCGGAAGAAUUGGAGGAUCUACGUCCUGCAGAUAUAUUCCUUGUUGGAUGUAGGCUGAGCGACAUGAAAUGGAAGAGUAUCCACAACAAAUACAGUGAGAUUUGGGAAGCUAAAGACGAGGGUGCCUUGAGGGCGCGGAUGAAUAGUAUCACAGAUGAGAACCCUGCGAUCAGGGCCCUUCUUGAACAAAAGAUCUAAUAAAAUCUUUAGGGUAAGCUGAUAAGUGUACUACUGUAACUGUAUGGCAAUGGGAUUAAUGGGUUUUCUUUACCGUUUAAUUGUCGAUGGAAACUGUCUCUACUAAUCAUUAUUCGCUGCUUGUAUAGAAAAAUAUAUUUUGUUAGUUAAUCCACCAUGGUGUCCAA